Molecule: messenger RNA, 3442 nt
Organism: Culicoides brevitarsis
Lineage: Eukaryota; Metazoa; Arthropoda; Insecta; Diptera; Ceratopogonidae
Gene: Dpp10
Product: inactive dipeptidyl peptidase 10
Exons: 15
Coding region: 765-3365 (866 amino acids)
Biological process (GO): proteolysis
Cellular component (GO): plasma membrane
Molecular function (GO): dipeptidyl-peptidase activity; serine-type peptidase activity
Source: RefSeq, a predicted model, not a curated record
UUCAUUCCGGUUGGCAACACACAUUUUCCCACGCGUGCCACCCUACGUUCCGCUCUCUCGAAAAGCGGGAGAGCGCGUCCUUUUCGCACAUCGUCACGAACUCCGGUAUAAUUGCAUGAACCAAACACUGGCACGAAAUUUUCUUUCAGUCAGUCUCUCGCUGUCAUUUCGUUCGGGCAAGAAAUGAGAAGAAAAAAUUCGAGUUAAAAUCCUGUGUACAAAAAAAAAAUCUCUGUGUGUCUGUAUGUGUGUGAUAAAUAGUAGCAGAAGCAGCAGCAGCAGCAAAAGCAGCUGAAAGAAAGGAAAUCAUUUUUAUCAAAAGUGUUUAUCGUUACCACGAACACCACACACAAGACGAGCAAAAAUCAUAACAAAUUACCAAAAGACGCAAAAAUGACGGAAAUGUGUGUCGAAAUUAAAUUAAUAAAAAAUCCGAACACAUUCACCUAACAACUAAAUGUCUGUGUCUGUGUGUAAAUAGAUGCGCUCGCUAAAAAUAGUGCUUUUUAUCGUAUUGCAUUUGCAUCAAAAAAGUGAGAAAACCAAGAUAUAUACAAGUGAUUUGUGUACCGACAUAAACAUAAAAAUAAAAAAAAAAUACGAGCAAAAGUUCCCACAUUAUAAUAAUUCAUCGACACGACAACUAAAGUACUGACGACGACAACAACACGCUUCCUUGUUGUCCUGUGCACAGUCACAUUGUAAAUACAUAUAAAUAAAAAAAAAGUAAAAGAGUCAAGUUUAAUAUAAUAUAAUAAAAAAAAAUGACAGAAGGAGAUAACUACGAUGAUGAGUUGGUGUCAGCGAAUCCCAAUCAACGCAAUUGGCGCGGAAUUUUAAUCGCAGUUUUUGUUAUUAUAAUUGUGUUGGCGCUCAUUGUCACGUCUGUGGUGCUGUUAACGCCCCCGGAUGAAGGUCCGCGCGUGAAAGGCCAUCGCAUUAAAUUGAACGAUAUCAUCAACGGCGAAUACACGCCAGACAAGCUGAAUGGCUCGUGGGUGGGAGCCAAUGAAUUUCUGUAUCAAAAUCAAUGGGGUGGAAUUAGUCUACUGAAUGUCGCAAAACAGACUGAACGAAUAUUGAUGUCAAAUAGCACUUUUAAAUCUUUAUCGCCAACACGUUUUUCCUUGUCAGCAGACCACAAAUACCUUCUUCUAACGCUAAAUGUACAAAAAUUGUAUCGCAACUCGUAUUUGGCGCAGUACGUGGUGUACGACGUGCAUUCGAGCGAAACCAUUCAACUGUCACACAAACCUGCGGAGGAAUCCUCACCGUUUUUGUUACACGCUCAAUUUACGCCCCACGGCCAUUCCCUCAUUCUCGUGCACAAGUACGACAUUUACUACAUGCCGGGCCCAAAGUCAUCGCAGUCAUAUCGGAUCACCAAGUCAGCAGUGCCGGGAAUUGUCUACAACGGGGUACCGGAUUGGCUCUAUGAAGAAGAAAUCCUGCACACAAAUACGGCAUUGUGGCUCUCGAAUGAUGGACAUCUGAUGUUAUACGCGGUAUUUAAUGACUCCGCUGUGAUGGAACAAAAAUACACGUGGUAUGGCACGGACGAUGGAAACAUGAAAUUAUAUCCAGAAGUGCGAUCUAUAAGAUAUCCAAAACCAGGUACUCCGAAUCCAACGGUCAAACUACGAGUUGCGGACUUAGCUGAGCCGAAGAGUAUUCGUACGCGCGAUUUGACUCCCCCACCAUUUUUGAUGAAUGAUGAGCAUUACUUCACGAGCGCUGCCUGGAUCUCCCAAACUGAGGUAUGUGUCGUCUGGCUCAAUCGUCCCCAAAAUAUCUCCAUCGUCACACUUUGCAAAAGUCCCAUGUGGUAUUGCCAGGAGACACAUCGCAUCAACGGCGACAAUCGUGGCUGGGUUGAUAUUCUCUCAGUUCCCUUUUUCUCGCUCAAUGGCAGCUCCUACAUCACAAUUCAACCGAUGCGCGAUGGAGGCGCCGGGCACUUUAAGCAACUCAUCCACACGGAAGUCUCGAAGAAACGCAUCACGCCACUCACGCACGGCCGCAGCGAAGUCAACAAAAUCGUUUAUUGGGAUCAAACGCACAAUUACGUCUAUUUCCUGGGUACGCCGCAACACUAUCCAAGUCAGCAGCACUUGUAUCGUGCGGACUCGUUGCCACCGAAGAGCGGAAUUUCGCCGCGACAACCCGUUUGCCUGACAUGCGAACGGGACAUCGACGACUAUGCGGAUGAGGAAAUGAAGGGUGCCGUGAAAUUGGUGACAGUGAGCGAUGGAUGGGAUGCGGAUGUCGAUAGUGGUGAACCAACAACGCCGACGCCGAAGGAAGGGGAAAAGCGGAAAGUUUCACCGUCAAUUGGUAAGGCAUGCUUAUACCACGACGCCGUUUUCCCAAGCGAGCAAACAAAUUACGCCGUAAUUACGUGUUUGGGACCCGAUGUACCUACCAGUGCCAUUUACCGCAUUUUCCCGGACGAGAACGACCAUCCAUUACAACUCGUCAAACUCCUAAUUAACAACACACGUUUAAAGCAAAAGAUGGCUAAAACUGCCCUACCGCAAGUUCAUACGUUCCCCGUGAUGAUCUCUGGCGGGUAUUACGCACGUGUUCGUCUCUUCUAUCCGCCCGGCUUGCGCGAAGACGAAAUCACGCGGUACCCGAUGGUCGUGAAUAUCUAUUCGGGUCCCGGAACGCAGCUCAUAACGGAAAAAUGGACAGUCGACUGGAACACGUAUCUGGUUGGAACGAAGGAUUACAUCAUUGCUCAAAUCGAUGGACGUGGCUCGAAGGGACAAGGGUACCAGUUGCUGCAUGAGGUUUAUCGACGAUUGGGAAGUGUGGAGAUUUCCGAUCAACUUGAAGUCACGGAAUACUUGAGAGAAACGUUCCAUUUUGUGGAUACGCGACGAGUUGGUGUCUGGGGAUGGAGUUACGGCGGAUAUGCGUCGCUCUUGGCACUCGCGAAUACGGAUGAGCUGUUCCAAUGUGGCAUUAGUGUUGCACCUGUGACGAAUUGGAAGCUUUAUGACUCGGCAUAUACGGAAAAAUUCAUGGGAUUACCGAACGUCACGGACAACUACAAAGGUUACGAAGAAGGAGAUCUCUCGAAGUACGUGGAACAACUUAAAGACAAACAAUUUUUACUUAUUCAUGGCACCGCAGACGACAAUGUCCAUUUCCAACAAAGCAUGAAUUUCGCUAAGGCCCUCGCUGCAAAGGGAGCCUUAUUUAAACAACAAAUCUACCCGGAUGAAGGUCAUUCCUUGUCUGGCGUGAGACAACAUCUUUAUCGAUCAAUGACAAUAUUCUUUGAGGAGUGCUUCAAGAAGCAGGUACCACACGAGAUAAAAUCUGGCCUCGGGAAUGGAGGCAUGGUGGAACCCUCAUAAGAAAUGUCCAUAUUUUAAGUUUUUUCACGGUUAUCCUUUCUUUUCUGACUUUUUCGCCACACUGAAUUGAACUGACA